UUAGUGGGUUUAUCGGCGGACUAAAGAGUUGCAGAGCGCCUCCUGCUGUAGACGCUCAACACUUCAUUCAUCUCUCAUUCAUUACACAAGAAGGUUGAUGUUUCUUAGUGAAAAAUAAAUGAUAAAAGAAUGAAAGGAAGAAUUAGAAUAACACGAACUUCUGGUGUUUAUUAAAAACGAGGAAUUUUACCUGACUGCGUGCAGGAGUUAAAACAUCUCCAGAAGAUGGCAGUAGAGUCACUCUAUGAAUUCAAACCGCCGUUAAAACCAACGAAGAGACACAAACAUCACCCGCUGUUAGUUUACUUGAGAUUUAUUUUUAACGUACUUGUUGUUUUUCUCUCUUGAGUGUUUUAUUGAGUGUAAACAGAGUCUUGUCUCUGUGUAUUUUAGUGUUGAUGAUGAGAGAUGAGAUGUGCUGUAAAUCAGUAGGAACUGAUCUGUCCAUGCUGGAUAUUGAUGAUUUCAUCACAGAAAUCUCUCAGCUGAAGAAAGAGGUGGCGUUACUGGAGACAAAGCUGAGGUUAAGAGGAGAUGAAGGACUGAAGAGAGAGGACUCCGAGCUCAGUCUGACUUUACUCUGUUAUACUGAGUCAAAGCCCACAGACGCUCAGGACACUACAGUGUGUGACAGUAAUCAGGGCUUACAGGAUGAGGAAUCUACUGAUCAAACCUCCACAGAGUCUCUGGAUUCUGUCUGGAACGCUGGAGAACAGCAGCAGAUCCUGCAGACCAAACUCAACAUGUGUUCAGUCAAACCCAUGGACUGCUCGAACCUCACGAUGGAGAUAAAAACUGAACCAACAGAAAUAAUAACUGAAACCACAGCAGAUGAAUAUGAAGACAAUCACAAUGAUGCUUAUGAUUUUAUUCUGACAGAUGUGAAGAGUGAAUUAUGUUCGGAUGGAAAAAUAACGUCCUCGACUCUUUCCUGCAUCACCGGUGGAGAGACUUUGAGCUCACAGAGACAUUUAAAGAGAAAACACACAGAACAGAAACUCUGCACCAGAUCUAAAAUCAGCUUUACUACCUUACAAGAGAAGGAACUUCAUUCACAAGAGCACAAAGAGAAGAAGAUCAAGUUUCACUGUCAGCAGUGUGGAAAGGAUUUUGGCUUCUUAUCUUAUCUGAAACGUCACAUAAGUAAACACAGUCAUGAAAAACCUUUCCACUGCACUGAAUGUGGCAGAUAUUUCAGCAGGAAAACAACUCUUGAUGUUCAUCAGAGAAUUCACACAGGAGAAAAACCAUACGAGUGUCCUCACUGUGAGAAGAGAUUCAACCACAAAUCUAAUCUGAGGAAACAUGUGCUUAUACACACCAAUGAGAGACCGUUUCAGUGCAGUGAAUGUGACAAAGCCUUUAGGGAUUCAAGGUUAUUAAAAUCACACCAGAAUAUUCACUCUGAAGAGAAACUAUUUCAAUGUUCACACUGUGAUAAACGUUUCUGUCAGAAAUCUCAGCUGAUACUUCAUGAGAGAAUUCACAAUGGAGAAAAAACUUUCCACUGCACUGAAUGUGGCAGAUAUUUCAGCAGGAAAACAAAUCUUGUUAUUCAUCAGAGAAUUCACACAGGAGAAAAACCAUACAAGUGUCCUCACUGUGAGAAGAGAUUCAACCACAAACCUCAUCUGAAGAGUCAUGUGCGUAUACACACCAAUGAGAGACCACAUCAGUGCAGUCAAUGUGACAAAGCCUUUAGGGAUUCAAGUUCAUUAAAAUUACACCAGAAAAUUCACUCUGAAGAAAAACCCUAUCAAUGUUCACACUGUGAUAAACGUUUCUGUCAGAAAUCUCAGCUGAUAGUCCAUGAGACAAUUCACACUGGAGUAAAAAUCUCAUCACUGUAAUGUUUGUGGGAAGAGUUUUAGGCAACAUGCUAAGGUUUUAAAGCACCAGCGAGUUCAUACAGGAGAGAAAACUUACAAAUGCUCUUAGUGUGAGAAGACGUUUACUCUGGCAGUUUACUUAAAAGUCCAUGAGAGACUUCACACUGGAGAGAAACCUUACGUCUGCUCAAUCUGUGGAAAGAGCUUCCCACAUUUAUUUCGUUUCAGAGUUCAUGAGAGAGUUCAUACUGUAGAAAAACCUCAUCACUGUAGUGUCUGUGGGAAGAGUUUCAGUCAACGUGAACAUUUAGCGAGACACCAGAGAACUCAUACAGGUGAAAAACCUUACAAAAGAUCUCAGUGUGAGAAGUCAAGUAAUUAAAAGUCCAUGAGAGAGUUCAAACAGGAGAGAAACCUUUAUGUCUGCUCGAUCUGUGGAGAGAGAUUCUUAUUCUGGAAGUCUUCAGCAUUAUCAGAAGAAACACGCUAAAGAACGAAGUACACUGAAAUCAUUGUAGUGUUUGUCUUGACACACUGGUUGUGUAUAUUCAACGAGAAUAUUUGAUUUGAUAAUGUACUACAACAAAAACAAUUUAUUUCUAUGAAUGACUUUACAUUGACCUUGGUUAUUUGUGGUGCCAAAAGCAAAGAUUUAGUUCUCAUCGCCAGGUAACAUUUAUAAACUCUCUACAUUUUUACUAUUAAUGUUUUUGUGUGAUUGAUCAGUGUGUUAUAUUGCUUGAAUUGAAUGUUGAAUUAAUUCGUCGUUGACUCUGUCCUUUUGUAUUAUUCAGUGUUUUGUAUGAUUGAUCAAUGCAUUAUAUUGUUUGAAUUAGACUUUGAAUUAUUUGGUAUUGUUGACAUUUAUGAUUGAUUAGUGUGUUAUAUUAGUUGAAAUGAUUUUUGAAUGAUCAUGUUGCUUACCUGGCUAAUAAAUUGUUACGUUUGGAUUUAUUCUGCAUUACUCUGAAUUAUUCACAACAAGUAAAUUUGAGCUGUGGACAGGUAUACCCACUAACAUAUACCCAAAAGCGUGAGGGGGCGACACAGUGGCUCAGUACUGUUGCCUCACAGCAAGAAGGUCCCUGGUUUAAGCCCCGGCUAGGGCAGGUGGCCUUUCUGUGUGGAGUUUCUGCAUGUUCUCCCUGUGUCAGCGUGGGUUUAAUCCAGGUACUCCGGUUUCCUCCUCCCAGUUAGGCAAAUUGGAGAUGCCAAAUUGUCACUCCCCCAGCCUGUGUAUGGAUCAACUUGUCUGAAUAAAACUUGUGUAUGGAUUAACUGGUUCUCCCCAUGAAUAUAGCCGUAGAUGCUG
Paramisgurnus dabryanus is the source of this 3141-nucleotide messenger RNA. The record is from RefSeq and is a predicted model, not a curated record. NCBI's taxonomy places the organism in Eukaryota, Metazoa, Chordata, Actinopteri, Cypriniformes, Cobitidae.